This is a messenger RNA of Penicillium waksmanii, 459 nucleotides long. RefSeq names its product mitochondrial import receptor subunit TOM22. The transcript has 3 exons. Bases 1 to 459 code for a protein of 152 amino acids. The record is from RefSeq and is a predicted model, not a curated record. Gene Ontology annotation, biological process: intracellular protein transport. Gene Ontology annotation, cellular component: mitochondrial outer membrane. Lineage: Eukaryota; Fungi; Ascomycota; Eurotiomycetes; Eurotiales; Aspergillaceae.
AUGGUCAAGCUCCACGAGGUCGAAGACGAGGCUUUCACCGAGAAGCCCACCCCCAGCAAGCACGACGCUCUGUUGGUUUCCGAUGACGAGGAUGAGGACUACAGUGACACCGACUCAGAAAUCUCCGAGGCUGAGGAGGACGAGGAGGUCGACGAGGAGAGCUUCGCCGAGCGUCUCUCCGCCCUGAAGGACAUGAUCCCUCCCUCCGCCCGCCGCACCGUCACCAGCUCCGUCUCUUCCCUCACAUCCUUCACCAAGGCAAGCCUUUCCUUCAGCGGCAAGGCUCUCUGGAUCAUCAGCACCAGCGCCUUCCUGAUCGGUGUCCCCUGGGCUCUGGCCUACGCCGAGGAGGAGCAGUACAUCCAGAUGGAGCGUGAGCAGGGCAUGAUUAAGGGUGCCAACGAGAUGCUCACACCCGGCGCCGAGGCCGAGAAGCAGGAGGCCCAACCCACUUUGUAA